Molecule: messenger RNA, 3472 nt
Organism: Anarrhichthys ocellatus (wolf-eel)
Lineage: Eukaryota; Metazoa; Chordata; Actinopteri; Perciformes; Anarhichadidae
Product: zinc finger protein 184
Exons: 9
Coding region: 98-3121 (1007 amino acids)
Biological process (GO): regulation of transcription by RNA polymerase II
Cellular component (GO): nucleoplasm
Molecular function (GO): DNA-binding transcription repressor activity, RNA polymerase II-specific; RNA polymerase II cis-regulatory region sequence-specific DNA binding
Source: RefSeq, a predicted model, not a curated record
GGGUACUUGCGUACUAACAGCGCAUUUUAGCUAUAAAAAAAUAAUCAAACAUUAUUUUACAUUUGUUUAUCAGCGCCACGGGAGAAAUAUUGCACGAAUGGAGGUUGUUGGGUCAAUAGAGAAAAUAAACGACCCCAGCCUACCUCUGGCAUCUCUUCGCCUGCUGGUGCCCCCACUGCAGCUUCUGUCUGCAGCGAUGUGGCAGCUGGCGAAGCAGAAAGAUGUCGUGAAUUAUGAGAAGCUCCAGGAGUUUGUGUUCAUGGUGACUGAGGCGGUCCCUGGACUGAUCAACCACAGACAGAGAGCCCAGCUCAUUCUGGGUCUAAGAGCCAGGUUGAUUCUGGAGCUUUGCAAAGGCUUGGCUCGAGGUUCUGUUGAUUCUCAAGUGAUCCAGAGCCAUUUGGAUAGACUCCCAAUAACCAACGCAAACACAGAUUACAGGGACGCAGAGGUGAAAACAACAGAGUCCACUUUCGUUGCUCUUGUUCAGAGCCUGCUGAAAGAUCCAGUCGAGAGAGCGUAUUUCUUCCAGGAGGUGUUCCCAGUGGAAUAUGGGCCACAAUACGAUGCUGCUCUGCACGUCUUAUUGUGGGAGCUGCUCUCAAAAUUGGAAAAGCUGCUUCCGGUACCGGAUUUAAAGCAGACUGCGGCCUGGCUCGGCUCGGCUCCUUCUGUGGUGGACGAAUGUGUUCGGUCGUCACCUGAAGAGCUGAGGUUAAUCUUCGAGCACUACAAAAGUUCAGGACUACUGAAAAUGCCGUACGGCCCUUCGUCCACCAUUGGUAGCUGCAUCAUGUCUGCUUUAUCCAUUCCGCCCUCGCAAAAGACAAACAUCUCCGUCGGGCUGGAAUCCAUCCACAACUACGCUAAUGUCCUAAACCCCGUCACUUUUGUGGGAACGGACCAGUACAGCGUUGUGGCCGUCUACACCGAAGUCGAAGUUGCCGCGUCUGAAGUAGAUGAAGAAAUGAUCGAAUCGGCUGAAGUGCAAGUUCAGACGGACUUCUAUGAAGAGGAGAUAGUGGCUGUGAGUGCAGAGGAGGCUGCCAGCUCGAGGGCAGAAGAAACGAGUGAAACUGUGGAUGUGGCUAAAGCUCUAGAGACCUUGACGAAAACUUUUGCACUGAGAAAGGAGAGCCUCGGUCAAGAUGUAGUAACGGGAAAGAGUAAUGAUUCGUCCCUGAAUGAUGAGUUUGGGUUAGGAAAUGCACUAGAUGAAGGAAAAACACAGGAAGGACAUGAAACAAGAGACCAAACUGAUGAGAAAAUAGAAAAUGUUGAAGAGGUGGAGGAGGAUUUCCAACCUGGAUGCAUAGAGAGCAGUUUCAACUCUUGUGCAGAUUUAAGGGAUGACCAUGAAUCCUUUUCUGUCCAUGAGGACACGACAGAUGUCCUCAGUGAGGAUCCAGUCACUGAAACUCAACAGUCUCCCGGUUCACCCAAUGUGCGCCGAUCCACUCGUCUACAAAUGAAGAUCUCACCCAGUUGGCAGGAGAAAGUCCAGAGGUCUUCCAGGGAAAGUGGGGAAGAACCGAAAAUGAGCAAAGCUGAUGUAUCCGUUGCCCACUCUGUUAUCGCCAUCAAAGGAAUCAACACAGGUGAUGCGGACGAGAUGACGUCCAUAAUCUUUACCUGCUCUCAGUGUCCCUUCCACAACUCGGAGGAAAACAGCCCUCCUCACUUCCACAUGCAAAGUGUUCCCACUGAAGUAUACAAGACUCUCUCCGGAGCCAAAUUUGCUCCGUCUCCCUCUAGCACGGAUGAGAUUUUUACAUCCAUUAAACUUUUCCCCAAAGGAAACAAAGGGGAGAGCAAAGCAGAGCAGCCCGACGCUCAAAGCAAAGUAGACAUGCCUCAGCCCCAAAGCAGACGGAAGGCCCUCGCAUGUGAAACGUGCGGUAAGACAUUCACCCGCUCGUCAGACGUGAGGAGACACCAGCUCACGCACACCGGAGAAAGACCCUUUCACUGCUCGCAGUGCGAUCGAACCUUCCAGCACUCGUGGGAUCUGGCCAAACACGAGAGCAAACACCACGGCGUGGCCAUUUCCUUCUCCUGCCAGCUGUGCGGGAGCUCCUUCGCUAACCUCCGCACGCUGACGGUCCACCAUAAGAAGUCUCACUCGCGAGACAGCCAGCUUCCUCAGAUCUGCUCCAUCUGCAGCCACAGCUUCCCGACUUCCUCGGAGCUGCUCGAGCACAGGAAGUCUCACGUCUCCGCUAAGCGCUACAUCUGCCGGCAGUGCGGCGAGGGCUUCGACUCCCUGCUUGCGCGCUCCCAGCACCGGCAGGUGCAUCAAGUGAAGAGUCAGUUCAAGUGUCCACAUUGUGACAAGACGUACACUCGGCGCUCUGACGUCAAGAGGCACAUGUCCACCCACACCGGGGAGCGGCCGUACCAGUGUAACCAGUGCAGCAAGCGGUUCUCGCUGCGCUUCAUGUUCAUGAAACACCUCCGUGUUCACACAGGGGAGCGGCCUUUCCAGUGCUCCCACUGCCCCAAGAGGUUCACGCUGGUGUCUGUGCUGGCCAGACACGAGAGGAUGCACACAGGGGAGAAGCCUUUCCUCUGCUCUCAGUGUGGGAAGGGCUUCUUGUCGCAGGGAGAGCUUUCAAAACAUCACCGGUCUCAUGUGGACGACAGGCCCUACUCCUGCCCUCAGUGUGACAAACGCUUCAAGAGCAAGAAAACCCAGCAGGAGCAUAUCGUCUCGCACACCGGCGCCCGCCCGUACCCCUGCACCUACUGCGGGAAGGGCUUCACCAAACCGUACGCGCUGACCAGACACAAUCUCAUUCACACGGGUGAGCGGCCGUUCCCCUGCGGACACUGCGAGAAGUCGUUCCUCACCCUCGGCGAGGCUCAGCUGCACCAGCGUAUUCACACGGGCGAGAGGCCGUACCCCUGCAACGUCUGCGAGCUCAAGUUCAAGAGCUCGUCGGAGCUGGCGCGACACAGGCGAAGCCAUUCGGGGUUGAAGCCGCUGAAGCCUUACUGUGAACACUGCGCGAAAACGUUCGGGUCCAAGGCCAAGCUUAAGAAACACAUGGAGAAACACGGGGAAGAGGCGGAAGCAGCGCAGUCUGUGGACUCCAUCCAGCCUGAGGAAUCAAAUCAAUAAGUGACUAAUGGAGACUAGCUCAUUGGUCAAAUCAGGAGAGUUGUGAAAACGAAUGUACGUGGUUUCAGGAUGCUUGUGUUCAGAUAUUUAGCUUUGUCAAAUGUAUUAAGUGUUUAUCAGGAGAGAAGCAUGUGUCCACAUGUCUUAACUGUACAGACGUUUAGUACCAAAUGAUGAUUGUUUGGUACUGUUGCAUUCUUCAACAUUUUGAGUAAAUUUAAAAGGUGAAAAAAAGUGUAUAUAUAUUAUGUAUACAUUUGUAUGGUGUACUCUAGACAAGGCUCUGGUAGUACGCCAUAAAACCAAAACCUGUGUAAUCCCCUGCAAUAAAACUUACCUUUAUGAAGUGUA